This is a messenger RNA of Caenorhabditis sp. 36 PRJEB53466, 4331 nucleotides long. The record is from the annotation of a GenBank genome assembly. NCBI's taxonomy places the organism in Eukaryota, Metazoa, Nematoda, Chromadorea, Rhabditida, Rhabditidae.
AUGAAUUUGCAGAAGGUCGACAACAACCGUUUCGCGUGGUCCACUCUGCUCGACGAAGCCGUCAACGCCUAUCUGGCGGGCCACCUCAUCGCCAACUCGAAAGUGGAGAUCACGCGAUUCGCGGCGUUCGUCGCACGGACAAUGCAGGGCCACGACUUCAAACCGACGUGAGCCCCCCUUCCCAUUCUCAUUCCAUUUUGUGUGCGAACAAAACAAAACAUGUUCAUUUUUGGGCCGAGCCGCCGCACUAAUUGGAAUUUUGAAUGAGAAGACACAAGAGACUUUUUUCUUUUCGUGUUGCGCGAAGGAUAUGUGUGCCCAUGUCCAGAAUUCGAUUACACGCCCGCCUCUGAUGACUUUUUUCCUUUUGCACCGUGUGAGGAACUUUCAUGGUGGGUGGGGGGUGAGGAAGUGAGAGAAGAAGAGUGGGGGAAGAGGGAAAAAGGAAAAGGAAACGUUAAGUUAAUUAAAAUGGUAAUAUUAAAUUGGUGCGAAUAGGGACGACCGGGACGGCCGGGAGUGAGCUUCCUAUGAAAAGAAUUCAUAAGAAGAGCCGAAGCACUUGACCAAUUUUUGAUGAGUUUCUGACUGCACCAGUUCGCGGAGAGGAAUUGAGGAUUGUGGGAAACUUUGGAGCCAUCAGACGAAUACAGUAGACAGCAGUGACAUUUAAGGAGAAUGUCGCAAAAGUCCGAAUCGAGGAGACGUACUUUCGGGCUCAAAAGUACUCGGGAACCCUCUCGGGGGAGGAACGUGAAACCUUUAAAACCGGGGCGCUUAGUGCAGGAAGCCGUGCACAAUACGGCUGUCUAAUGAGGGGUUUCAAAGGCCUCCCAGUGCGCGCGGGAUUCUGAUAAGUUGUUUAUGGAAAGUGUUUCGAAUUGAAAAUGGCACCUGGUGGAAUUGGGAAAGAGGAAGAGAGAGAGAAAGAGAGAGAGAGAAAAGGAAAGAGCACGGCAAUUAGUUAUGGAAGUGCUUCGGACCAAACAAGACAAAACGAGCAAGCGGAGGAGAGGGCCUGAAGGGGCUCAUUUCGAGAUGGGCUCAUUUUGGAGCACACGUUUGUCGCCGUCUCGUUUGUUGCCUUCUUUCUCUUUCCGCCCCGUCUUUUUUUGUGCCGAAACCCGAAACGAUUAGACGAGAAGAGAGGUGCUUUAGACGGGCGAAAACGGACCUCCGGAGCAGGGGAGUUUGAGCACGAGGCAAUGUUGCAAUGAGCACACAAACGAGCCAGGAAAAGUGUACUUCUGAGGGGGGACUGGAACGCGCGAAAGGAGGGAGGUAAAGGGAGGCCCCGCCCACCGAACCCGGAUGGUGACAGGUGCCGGAACGGAGAAGAAGAAGAAGAAGAAGAAGAAGAAGAAGUGUCGGGAAAGGAUCGCAGCUGGGCCAAGUGCCGGGUGAUGACAAUCUGGAAGGGGAACGAACAUGAUGAUGGCGGAGAAAGAAAGGGAGACGGCCGUUGGAAUGUGCGUCUCGAAAGAGUGUAAUGACAUGACAAGUGUCCGAUCAGCUGAGGCGACCAAUGGGCACGGAGAGCAGGCAAUCAAGGUGAGGGACUGUUGACAGUAAGUGCCAAGUGGAUUAGCCCUUUAAUGCCUCCUUCUGUUUACAGUAAUCCGAUCAUUCCGGCCGCUUCUCCUUCUUCUUCUUCUUCUUUCGUUUCCUUCAAAAAAUAGAAGAGGAAGAAGAAGAGAAGGCGGUGAGUAUCUGUUUUGCAAUAUAUUUGGAUGGGACUCUCAAGAUGGUCCGUCCUACUUUAAAAUUGAAAAAUAAAUGGGGAAAAUGUGUACACAUAAAGGGUUCCCGGGAUGUUUACUCGCACACUUCGAAACUUCUAAUUCGCACCGUUUUUGAGGGAAAAAGGGAGGGAAGAGCUGAACAUCGAAACGGCGAGAAAGGGAAAGGAAGAGCGGAACAGUGAGGGGGGCAGGUGUGCUCUCACACACUUGCAUUUGCAUAAUUAUGGAGAGAUGGGACCAUAUUAUCGAGAGGCACGAGAGGUCUCGAAUGACAGCAGAACGCGGGAGGAGCUGUUUUUGGGGCCGACGGUGAUUGAUUGAUGGGGCCAAAGGUGAUUCGGACUGAAUUAUUCAUGAAAGUGAACAAGAAAAGACUGUUGCGAACGGGGUCACGGCCCAAUUUUGGGAUUAGGAUUUGAAAUGAGAACGGGCUCACAACGACCUGAGCACUUGUCAAAGAGAGGCAGAAGAGAAGCGCAGACCCUUCUCUAUUCUCGGAAUGCCAUAACUUUUGAUGGGAAAGAAAGACAAAAAGUUGGAGUCUUCCGGAAGGGCGCGAUGACAAAUGAGCGCGAGCAGUGAAAAGCAAUCAACAGCAUGAAAAAUAGGCUGCUCGGCUCGGCUCGCCCGGUUCUCAUGACAAUGGAAACAAGAAGCAACAAGCACUUUCAUUGCGGAUUAGGCUCCUUCCGAAAGAGGUCGAAAUUGAAAUGGGUGGCCGGCAAAACAAGGAUCGCUUGUUUUGUGGGCAAAGGCGGUGCGAUCCCAGAAAGAAAACUCGGUUAUGAACUCGCAAAACGAGGGAAGAAGAAGAAGAAGAAGAAGCUCGGCCGCAAAUUGGUCGGUUCCUUGGGACCCACGUAUGUUUCACGCUUCAUUUGAUAUUCUUUGGAAAAGGGCAUCCGCCCCUGAAAUGGAAUGGACGGGGAUUGCAUAAAUGUUGCAUAAUAAAAACAAUAUUACACAUGUCUGUGUGUGUGUAUGUGUUGUCUUGUGGAGCAGAAGAGCAUACGGAUAAGCACAUGGGAACCAACCGCUUAGGGGAGGUCCCAGGCGAAGUGACGUGGCACGUCAAGAUGAAUCUUCCCUUUUCAAUUCCCCCCGAGUGAGGGGAUGGAUGAUUGCUGAAAUAGGAAAAGAGGAGAAUGAAAUGAAAUUUUUGGAAAAAAAAGAAAGAGGAAAGGGCGCAAGAACAACAACAUGACUAUACAUCAAUUCGGCGAAAUGGGUCGGCUCUUCCUAUCUAUUUCGUCCGUCGAUUUCACACCCUCCGCUCGCGCCGCCUCCCCUUCUCAUCUCUUUUUUCGGCCGACGGGCGGGUGUGUACAUCCUCUUUCGGCGAGAGCUCAGCCAACUUAUUGACAAUGGGAUUAUCCAUUAUGAAGUGCGCUCGUUUAUGUAAAUCGCCGGCUCUCGUUCUAACUUGUGAGCGAGCGCCUUCUCUUUUUUUUCGGAAGAUUUUCGCGGAAACGAGUAAAUAGACUGAGAAAUUAGAAUCUAUUGAGAGCUUGCAGAUCCAAAAACCUUGCCAACGUCUUUCCGCAAUACAUGCUCGACAACCACGACCGAUCGAAACUGGCGGACCGACUGAAGACGCAAAUGAAGAAGAACGAGGUAGCCCAUCCCAGAUAUUAGGCUUUCCAUGCUCAUUUCCGACUUCCAGAGCCAGAAUGUCAUGCAGCUGGAGGCCGAGUUCAUGUCGAUGGCUCGCGGGCUCGUCACCUACGGAGCCUCCUUUUUCGACGUCGACGUUUUCACGAAAAAGGUGAGCGCGGAACGGAAAGCGACGUGGCCUUGGAGGCGAGAAGCAUUCAUUUGAAUGACCUCCUGGAACAGAUCAUUGGCAUGGGAAAUUCGGAAAUGUGUGCAGACGGGAACGGCCUAUUAUUAUGGGGAAAAAAGUGGGCGGGGCGGGGCGGCGGCGUCGCUGUUUUCUGUGAAUGUACGAUUGAAGCGAGAAAUUGUGGUCGAGUACAAACGGCAGAAUAUCGAGGGAUUGUGAGUGUGACCAAUGGAUUCCGUACUCGCAAAGGGUUCCGGCGAGAAGAACUCGAAACUUCUAUGAAAGUGUGGGAUAAUGCUCUUAAGACGUGCGGAUUCUGAAGUGCUCGUCGGCCAUUGACACCCUUUGGAAAGUGCGGGAAAGCGAGAAAAGUGUGGCGGCGAGAAAUCAGGAAAUGUGAAUGGACAGAAAGGGAGCACCACCUGGAACCCGGGGGGCAUGCAUUGCGAAGUGACAGACGGAAGAGGGUCAAGAGGGAAAGUGGAGGGGCGGCUGAAAGUGCACAAUUACAGCCAAUUACUUGCAGGGAACGGGAACGGGACAAGGGCUUGUGGGCGUCAAUGACCACGGACUGCACAUUAUAUUCAAGAAGGAGUGGACGGUCAAGAACUUCCGAUUCGACGAAUUCGCCGCCAUUCCGAGGGACAGCAAGACCCUCGAGGUUCGUUCGAAUCCGCGUUUCCCCGCAAUACUUCCCUCUCUUUUUCCAGAUCGAUGCCCAGAGAGUCCGUGAUUCUGUAUACAUUCUCGUGUCGACUCAAAUGAAAUUUCUCAGCGGAAUUCUUCAAAAGUUCCAAAAAGGAUGA